Soboliphyme baturini is the source of this 1287-nucleotide messenger RNA. The record is from the annotation of a GenBank genome assembly. NCBI's taxonomy places the organism in Eukaryota, Metazoa, Nematoda, Enoplea, Dioctophymatida, Soboliphymatidae.
ACCGAAGUGAAGGAGUAUGACCCGGCCAAGAUUUUCACUGGUGAAGUGCUCCGAGUCGGCUCGUACGCCGCGCAAAAGCCGCCCUACCAUCAGAAAAAUCCAUUUAUGGCCCGGGUCAUUUGUAACCGCGAGCUGAACCUUAGCGGAAGCAGAAGUGUGAGACAUAUUGAAUUUGACCUCACUGGGUCCAGGUUAAGAUACGAAGCUGGCGACCACCUUGCUAUUCAUCCAGAGAACGACACUGACCUCGUGAAUGAGUUCGGCGAGCUGCUGAAUACUAACCUUGAUGACGUCAUAUCUCUGGACUGCACUGACGAGUAUAGCAACCGGAAGCAUCCGUUUCCAGUGCCGUGUUCGUAUCGAACCGCACUCACCUACUACGCUGAUAUCGCUUCGUUACCAAAAACCAACGUUCUUUUUGCAAUAGCCGAGUACUGCUCAAACCAUGAGGAGAAAGAGUUUCUCUUGAAGCUAAGUUCGGUGGACGAAGAAGGCAGAAAACUGUAUUCCUCUUGGGUCUGGACGGAUCAUCGAACAAUCCUUGAUAUCUUGCACGAUCUUCCGAGCUGUAGGCCGCCGUUGGAUCUUCUCCUGGAAUUACUUCCGAGGCUACAGCCUCGUUAUUAUUCGAUAAGUUCCUCGCCUAAAGUCGAUGCAAACGUCGUGUCCAUCACGGCAGCUGUUCUCCAGUAUACUACGCCGUUGGGGCGAGUUUGCAAAGGUGUGGCGACCAACUACUUAGCGUCCAAAAUACCGUGUCAAGAUACGGUUCCGAAGGUGCCAAUAUUUGUUCGAAGGUCGCAAAUACGAUUGCCCUACACGCCUUCCGUACCGGUUUUGAUGAUUGGUCCUGGAACGGGCUUUGCUCCCUUCCGCGGUUUUAUUCAGGAACGAAUCGCCCUUUCAGAUUUAGGCAAAAUCGUCGGUGCUAACGUUCUGUACUUCGGCUGCCAGCGUCGAACAGAUGGAUAUCUCUAUAAAGACGAACUGGAAACUUGGAACGAAAACGGGAACUUGACCGAAUUUCACGUCGCCUUUUCACGGGAGCAACAGCAUAAAAUUUACGUGCAGCACCUCUUGAUGAAAAAUAAAUCCAGUGUAUGGAGCACCGUGCGUUCAGGGGCACAUGUUUAUGUUUGUGGUGAUGCAAAACAUAUGGCUCGAGACGUGCAGAAUACCCUUGUAAAGAUUUUCAUCGAAGAAGGAAAUCUGUCGGUGAAUGAAGCAGAUGAAUAUUUAAAAUCCAUGGAGAAAAAGAAACUUUAUCAGGCUGAUAUUUGGAGUUGA